AUGGGAUCGACACCAGAGUACAGCCUGCCUCCGCAGGAACUCACCUUUGAUGGGUUCCUGUUCGACAUGGAUGGCACCAUUAUUGACUCCACGGAAGCAGUAGUAAAGCAUUGGGAAACAAUUGGCAACGAGAUAGGCGUUGCACCUGAAGUUAUUCUUGAAACUUCUCAUGGACGACGAAGCAUCGACAUCCUCAAGAUUCUUGCACCUGAAAAGGCUAAUUGGGACUAUGUACGUGACAUGGAGGGACGUCUUCCCAAGUACCACGGCCACGAGGCCGUCGAGAUACCGGGCGCCCGUUCCAUGCUAGAAGCUCUCAUCGCCAGAUCUAGCCCCUGGGCGAUCGUCACGUCGGGUACUGUACCUCUCGUGACUGGAUGGUUGCGUGCUCGAGACCUGCCUACACCGCUGCCGGAGCACCUCGUCACUGCAGAGUCAGUUGAAAAUGGCAAACCCGACCCCGCCUGCUAUCGCCUUGGCCGUGAGCGUCUCGGCCUACAAGCGGAGGAUGCCCAGAUUCUGGUCCUUGAAGACAGCCCAGCAGGGAUCCGUGCAGGAAAGGCAGCUGGGUGCAAGGUCCUCGGUCUGGUGACAAGCCAUACCGUCGAGCAGGUCGUCGCUGCAGAGCCAGACUGGGUUGUUCGAGACCUCUCCUCAGUCGAGGUGCUUCGGAGCGAGGGCGGCAAGGUGACUAUCAAAAUUUCCAAUGCCCUGCGACUAUGA
Molecule: messenger RNA, 723 nt
Organism: Fusarium pseudograminearum CS3096
Lineage: Eukaryota; Fungi; Ascomycota; Sordariomycetes; Hypocreales; Nectriaceae
Exons: 3
Coding region: 1-723 (240 amino acids)
Molecular function (GO): beta-phosphoglucomutase activity; sugar-phosphatase activity
Source: RefSeq, a predicted model, not a curated record